AUGAAUUUAUUAUUAAUUCUCUUAUUAUUUAUUUCUUUUAUUUUCUCUGGUGUCAUUUGUCAACAAGAAAUUUUUGAAUUCAAAUAUAUAGAGGAUAAUUUCAAUUUAACUGGAUCAACACAGAGAGUUUCAUUCUUAAUAAAAGUAUUAGAUCCCACUGCAAACUAUAGUAUCGAAGAUCCUAAUUUCCAAUGCUCCAAUCUGAAAAAGCAAGAACAAAACAGAUAUCUACAUACUUGUUUUGGUUUAGUAUUUUUAGAGUAUAAUGCAGGAACCCAAAAUAUAGAAUUUAUAUUUAAUAAUGGUUCAAACAUUCAAAAUAGUCUUACUUUAAGAUUUAAUAUUGAUUUUCCACCUGAUUUACAAAUUGGAGUAGCCAAAUUUAUAAGAUACCCCAAUUCCAAUCAUUUGACUAUUUAUGCUCAGACCAAUUAUACAACCAAAGCUUAUCCUGUAAGAUUGGAUCUUGUUAAUAUGCCUGGUUGCUAUUACGCAUUGACAAUGAUGACAAGAUUGCCAGGUAACGAUGGAGUCUAUUUUGCCGAUAUAUCACCUACAGGUUCUGGAGCCUGUACUAUUUUAAGUUCAGGUACCCUAAGAGUUAGACUAUCUGGUUUUAAUUCUUCUGGUUCAGUAGAUAUUGAUAUUCCUGCCUCAUACUUUCCAAGUGCUGGUGUUGCUAUGGGAACCCACACCAUUUAUCCAUCUAGAAGAGAUGUGUAUGACAAUGAUUAUAUAUAUUGGUUUGGAUCUCUAACAAAUUUGAAUGCACGAUCAGCAUUGUCAUAUCAACCAGCUAUUAGUUUAUCCCAAUUAUCCAAUUCUAAAGUAGUAACUGGAAAUUAUCUCCAAAGUGCAAAGGUUUUGGGUAUUUACAACCCAGAUACAGUAAAAGUUCCUAAAAAUGUUUCAAUGGCAUUUUUUGACGUAUCAGAUAAUAAAACUAUUUAUGCAACUAAUUAUUACACCAUUCAAACAAGUGGAAAUAAUGUUCCAAUUUUAGAUAUUUAUCCAACUUUGAUAGAAUUUAUUCAAUUUGAAAAAGUAAAUUCCUAUUCAUUUUUAAUUCAAAUGAAAGUUAUAGAUCCAGAUGGAUGUGUUUCAAUAGAGUUUUCAAAUGGAGUAUCAAUUGGAUAUCGUGAUAUGAUAGAAGGUGAUUAUAAAAAUGGUGUUUAUGAGAAGGUUUUAAACUAUACUUCAAUCACAGAUACUGUCUAUGUAUUAAGUAUUAAAGAUAUCCUUGGUAAUAUUGUACAAUGGAGAAGUGAAAUUGAUUUUUCAACAAAUCAACAAUUAUUACCAAAAUAUCCAUCCAUAUUUGGUGAAACUAAUAUGAAAAAUAUCACAAUGUUUACCUUUGAUAAUCUUUUGGUCAAUUCUUCACCACCACCACCAACAACUCCAACACCAACAGAAUCACCAGUAGUACCAACACGUCCAUCAGCAAAUAAAUUUGAGAGUCUCCAGGUGCUUGAUGAUUCGAGUUUUGUCGCUCGUAAUAUAUUAAGAUUUAAUUUUUCGAAUUCAGAUCCAAAUAUAGAACCAUUUAUCAUUGUUGAUUUCAGUUACUUUGAAUUUGAAAAUAGAACACAGAUUUUCAAAGGUUUUUGGAACACAACAGGUCUUCAUUACCAAGUAUCAAUUACAAUCCCUGAGAACUUGGCAUCAAGAGAAAUCGUUGUUACAUUACCUAUGUCAUAUUAUUUCACUUCAAGUCAAAUCUCAUAUUUGGAUUACAAGUCAUUCUCUGUUCAAACCUUUAAUUGUGAUCAACUUCCUCCAAUGAUCUUAUCAGUUGAAUUAUCUCAGGCGAAUCCAUAUUAUUUUACUGGUGGCACAAAUUUUAUUGGUUGGAAGAUUACUAUUGAAGACUCUCCUAAUUACUUUGUAAAUGGAACUUUUUUAAUUCAAGGCAGUAUCGAUAAAUAUCAAUACAAUCUCUCCGUUAGUAAUCCCAAUAUGGUAGUUGGUUCCAAUAUAUAUUAUAUAAAUAUCCCAGUAACAUUUUCCACCCCAUCACAAAUGUUUGACAUUUUAUCUAUGGAACUUGUAGAUUCAUCUGGAAAUAUAGCUAGCAAUAUGAUUGGAUCGAAAACUCCUCUUUUCAAUCCAUAUAUGAUUAACCAAUUGUAUAAUUCUCGUAUAAUAUUUUUAAAUGCUAAUCAAACCAAUGGAAAUGAUUUUAGUAUGCCGGAGAUUCUGUCUAUGAACUUUUCACCAAAUGUUAUUGAUGUUGGAGAUCCAAACCCUUUGAAGAGACAGUUGACCGUCAGUGGUUUGUUCAGAAGUAAUAUUAGUGGAAUAAAUAGUGAAAAAUAUCCAAUAGUAUCAUCUACAUUCUUGGGAAAAACUUUAAGUUUUCAAAUUGAUAAUGUUCAAGCAUAUAAUUUAUCAACAGUAAUGUUUACAAAAACAAUUGAAAUUCCUUAUGGAUUUACAAUUCCAUCAACUUGGGAUUUAUCAAUUUCAUAUGUUUGUUCAUUUAAUGGAAAUUGUUUAAAUUCAACAUUUGGUUCUCUUCAAUUUAUUUAUUCAUACCUUCCAAUUCUUGAAUCAAAUAGUUUUAUCGAUAGAAAUGGUGGAGAAAUAUUUAUUUACGGUCAGAAAUUUGGAAAUCAAUCAGAUUUUAAAGGAUUUGUUUCAUAUGAAAACGGUCAAUAUCAACCAUUCCAAGUGAAUUUCUUUAGCGAUUCGAUAUUUUCAUUCACAAUGAAUGCUUCAAAUGCUGUGAAAAUUAUUGUUCAAAGUAAAUUAGGAUACUCAAACGUUCUGGUCAUUUUAGGUUCGAAUGAACAACAACCUACAAUCCCUCCAGAGACCACAUGUGGUGAUCCAAAGUGUGGUGGAAAUGGAAAGUGUGUAGAUGCAUUAUGUCAAUGUAAUGAAGGAUGGUCAGGACCAUCUUGCCAAUCAAAAUUCAUUCCUCAACCUCCUCCAAAUGUUGAUCCAAAAUCACCAACCACCACGACCGAUAACUCUAACGUUCAAUUGAUAGGUACCAUCAAGAUAGAAUACAUCAAUGAAUUGAAACCGAGUGGUGAAAUUUUCAAACAAUACAAGUUGGCUGAUUGGAAAGGUGUGAAAGCGAUUACAUCUGAUAGAUUCCUACAAUACAAUUAUACUAAAUCAAUUGGAGAGAUUGACACCAAUAUCACAGUUGUUGUACAAUGGUUUGGUGAAACUAGAAAUGUUGAAUUUGCAGGAUUGAACAGUACAAUGACACCUGGAUCCAUCAAAUAUAGUGUCAUUAUGGAUAGAUACAUAUUUGAUUCACCACUUAAUAUAUUGCAAGUGGUCAUUGAGGUAGAGGUUGUAGAAAUGAACAAAGAUGGAUGUAUCGAGAAACAGACAUCACCAAGAAAGAAUGAUAUUCAAUGGGUUAAAAUCAGAGUUUCCGAUCAAAGUUUCUAUUGUAGAUUCUUGAAUAGAGCUUUGGUUGAUUCUAGAUCAACAGCUAUUACAAACACAUUAUUGGAUGGUGGAGGAAAUCAAAGUGAUAUUCUCAACAGUAAAGUUGGAAUGAUGGUUCCAUUUUAUGAGAAUCAAGUGAUCAUUGAUCCAGAUUUCAGUAUUAUCAUUGACACUGAAAGCGAUAAUUCAAAAUGUGGUGUUAAAUCAGGAGACAAUAAUCAAUGGAGGAAAAUUGUUGGAAUUGUAAUUGGUUCUGUUUUAGGUGUUGCAAUUAUUGUAUCAGUUUCAUUAUAUCUUUAUAAAAGAAAUAUUGUCUCAAAAGAGAAUAAGAGAAUGUCAAAUAAAUUAAAAAGACUCAGUUCUAAUGAGGCUUAA
Heterostelium album PN500 is the source of this 3786-nucleotide messenger RNA. Its product is annotated as calcium-binding EGF-like domain-containing protein. Gene Ontology annotation, biological process: sexual reproduction. The record is from RefSeq and is a predicted model, not a curated record. Lineage: Eukaryota; Evosea; Eumycetozoa; Acytosteliales; Acytosteliaceae. Bases 1 to 3786 code for a protein of 1261 amino acids. The transcript is spliced from 9 exons.